AUGGUUUUUUAACGUGGCUUUCUUUGGCACUGGAAAUUUCGCAAGUAUUGCUAGUUUCGAGAUUUCAUCUGUCUACAGGUUCAUCACUGUUUUCAGUCCCUUUCUGAUGGCAGCACUCCUUAUCUUCAAGUUAUUCAUACCAUUCCUUCUUGUCAUAUGUGCAUUCAGUGCAAUAACCAAACUACUUAAAGUUCCACGGAUAGGGUGCUACUUCCUCGUUAUUCUGUGUUCAGACAUGAUGACCAUCCACUUCUUCUUCCUGGUGAAAAACACGGGGAGCUGGAUGGAGAUUGGUAAUAGCAUCAGCCAUUUCGGAAUCAUGAGUGCCCAAGUUGUGUUUGUGCUGCUACUUUUUGCUCUCACAAAUAUAUACACGAAAGACAUUGAAAUCAGAUCAGCUAGUCGAGAUCCUCGAAAAGUAAUGUGAUUGGUGAGAAACUAGAGCUCGUUGGAAUUAUAAAGAGCUAAUCAAAUUUAUUUGCAAGGUGAGAUCUUAGACUUUCAGACCAUUGAUGCAAGCCAUGGAUUUAAACUUUGUUUCUUGCAUUUCAAAAUUGAAGUUGAUAUGAGAAACAUUUUGACUCUUCCCAUUGAUGC
This is a messenger RNA of Hibiscus syriacus, 597 nucleotides long. Its product is annotated as GPI ethanolamine phosphate transferase 1-like. The record is from RefSeq and is a predicted model, not a curated record. Gene Ontology annotation, cellular component: endoplasmic reticulum membrane. NCBI's taxonomy places the organism in Eukaryota, Viridiplantae, Streptophyta, Magnoliopsida, Malvales, Malvaceae. Gene Ontology annotation, molecular function: mannose-ethanolamine phosphotransferase activity. The transcript has 4 exons. The annotation marks the transcript as partial. Gene Ontology annotation, biological process: GPI anchor biosynthetic process.